CGACAGUUUCCUGAUCCUUCGGUUUGGUAUGCCGCUCGAUUGGGUUUUGCUCGUUCAUGUGCAGUGAUGUCGAUGAUUGGAUUCGUCUUAGGACUUGGUGAGAGGGGCAUUUGUAUUUUUCGGCUUACAAAUGGCUUUAAGUUAAUAGUUGUACCUUUUCGAUUGACACGGAAUAUGGUAAAUGGAUUCGGUCCAACGGGUGUUGAAGGCUCUUUUAGAAGGUCCUGUGAAGCGACGUUGCGAGUGAUGAGAGAUAAUAAAGACACAUUACUCACAGUUAUUCAAACAUUUGUUCACGAUCCGUUAUUGGAGUGGAUAAAUACUGAGGCACGUGCGCAGCAGAACAGAGGCCGUGGUCAUCUGAAACUUCAUGCGCCAUCUACGGAAAGCGUACAACUGAUCCUGAAACGUCUUGAAGGUCAUAUCGUCUCACCGGAGGUAUACAAGCACAAGUUCUCAUGUGCUCCAAUGAGUCUCGAAGGACAAGUGGCGAAACUGAUCGACAUUGCCAGCGAUGAAAAGAAUCUUGCUCAAAUGUACAUUGGAUGGGGCCCAUUUAUCUAA
Messenger RNA from Haemonchus placei, 564 nucleotides. NCBI's taxonomy places the organism in Eukaryota, Metazoa, Nematoda, Chromadorea, Rhabditida, Trichostrongylidae. The record is from the annotation of a GenBank genome assembly.